Molecule: messenger RNA, 1599 nt
Organism: Gambusia affinis (western mosquitofish)
Lineage: Eukaryota; Metazoa; Chordata; Actinopteri; Cyprinodontiformes; Poeciliidae
Exons: 6
Coding region: 104-1078 (324 amino acids)
Source: RefSeq, a predicted model, not a curated record
CCAUUAGUGAGAGCUCAGACGGCGGUGAGGCUUAGCACCAGGUUUGAUCUCUACAUGCUCUACUAACAAACCGUACCGACUCUGCAGUGACCACCGCGCAACAAUGAGGAGCCUUUCUGUCCUCUGCUGUCUUUUUACAGUGAUGUUGACACUGGGAGCCGAGAUCAACGUCGAGGGAACAGAAGGGGGAGAGGUGUCGUUCAUGUGCUCUCAUAAACUGGCGCACAACAACAACAAGUACUUCUGCAAAGACCCGUGCAAGACCAAAGAAGACAUUCUGGUUGAAGUGUCCCCUGGUAAGAUUGCCACCUCUGGAAGGAUAAUGCUGGUGGACCCUGGGGACGGCUCCUUCACGGUUAAAAUCACACAACUUCUUCUGUCAGACGCACACAUGUACUGGUGCGCCGUGGUCAGGUCCAUCAGCAGCACGUACACGUCGGUCAACCUGACUGUACAUAAAGCUUUUAAAAUGACGGUUUCACCUGUUGUUUCUUCCUCCUGGUUUCCGACCGUCACCGACUCAACACAACUGACAACCCGCAUGGGAACAAAUGCGACAGGAAACAUCUCAGAAGUGAUAAACAACACCACUUCAACAACUACAGUGUUGGCUAACGUCAGCCUCAACCCUGUGUUGUUCGCUGCGGCCGGGACCGCUGCUACACUCGUAAUCUUCACCCUGGCCGCGUACGCCAGGAAACGCCGAGAAAUGUCGAAACCUCAACUCCUGCUUUGCCUCGACAACAAAGAGCCCAGGAGUGAGGUUACUGAACGUCAAUUUAAUGACAAGGAAGUGAAGAGGGACAUAUCCGUCAUUACUGACCAUUUACAACAGCAUCCGGCCAGACACACUGGCCCAGUUUCCCUUCCCGUUUAUGAAAACCUCCCUUUCUCUUCUGCUUCAAGAAAUUUACCAACAGAUCAGCAAAGCAUCGAUGACGCAGACCACAGGAUCUACAUCACGCCGUUGCCGUUCGCAGCGGCAGAAAUAAACAGUGUGUCUCAGUCUGUCUCUACUGAACCGCCUUCCAGAUCGCUUUGGUUUGGUUUAGAUGUGUCAAGAAUAAAUCACGUUUAGGAUGGCAAUACAGUACUUUUUUUUUUAAAGAUGUUAAUAAUGUCACUUUAAGCAAUACUUACAAUGUUUUUGUACACUAUACAUAUGCUUUUAAUCCUGAAACCUACUAAAAACUAAACUGGUGUAGCUAAAAAUAAAAAAAAGAGAGCAGAGAGAAACUAGAGAGUGAUUUAAGUUCACAGUACAUUUAGGUGGUAGUAAGUAGAGUAAUAUAGAAGUUUAAAGAUUAUAUGCUAACAAUGCAAUUUAAGGAACAAAUAGUACUUUCCAUAAACACUGCAUACAUACAGGAUGGAUGAAAGUGAAAUAUUAUCUUCUUUGUGACCUCACGUUAAUAGCACAAGCUGCUUAUUUAUAAAUGAUUCAUGCCUUCUGGAAACCUAUAUAACUGUGGAUAUUUAAAUGUACUGUAUAUAUUUGCACUGAUGGAUGUUUAUAUCAAGUAUCAAAAACUGUUCAUAUGUUUUUCUUCACUGUGUAAAUCAUCGUCACUUUUCCCAAUAAAAACUUCUUCUCUUUCA